AUGACUGCAAACUUUCGUUUACUUGUGUUGGUUUUUUCAGUGAAAGGCUCAAAUAUAAGAUUAGAGCAUCAAUUGACAUUUUUGGAAGAGCUUGGAAAAUCUGCAGGCGAAAGAAUAAUUCACAUUUGUCUGGAACGUUCCUAUAGUAGAAUCUAUUAUGGGAUGAAUGGCGCAUCAGUUGAUGAUUUUGGAAUCUUUUUAGCAAAAUUUAAAAAGCUCCAGAGAUUAGACAUCGAUUAUAGCGGCCUCUCUGCAAAUCUUUUGGAUCUUCUAGGAAACGCUGCUACACAAUUAAAAUAUUUCAACAUUACAUUCCAUUAUGAAUAUGGCCUGGAAAUCAUUCACGAUUUGAGAUGGAGGAACUUUGCACAAGCCUAUCCCCAUCUGAUUGUGACACUAAAAGCGUUGGAGAACCCAAAAGAAUACGUCAUUUUGUCCCCACACAUGCAGUUGGUCAGCCUAACGACCCAGUUCACAGGACCCCUUAGACCCAGGGAUGAGUUUGCCAUGGACAAACUAGCCGCCCAGUAUCACCGUUCGCUACACACAUUGCAUCUCAGUCAGCACUUGUUGAAGCAGGAUUUAACGGAUGAAUAUAUUCGUCAUGUGGAAUCUUUUGAAAGAUUACAGACUCUUUCUAUAUCAAUCAAAUCAAGGGCUGCGGCUAAUGUGAUCUUUUUACAGGCUUUCUGUGAAAUGGUGAAAGUUCACAAAUCUUUAAAAAAUGUAACCGUAAAUUUUGUCAGCCCCAAGACCAUCGGUUCAAUUCUGGCUGAUAAAGUAAAUCGUCUAGAACAAUUAAUGUCCAACUCUGCUGUAGAAGGGGGUCCUCUGGUCAAGUUUAACUAUGAUCGGUGGCCGACAAAAUCUUAGGAGUUACG
This is a messenger RNA of Physella acuta, 881 nucleotides long. RefSeq lists its product as uncharacterized. The record is from RefSeq and is a predicted model, not a curated record. Lineage: Eukaryota; Metazoa; Mollusca; Gastropoda; Physidae.